Molecule: messenger RNA, 1674 nt
Organism: Arabidopsis arenosa
Lineage: Eukaryota; Viridiplantae; Streptophyta; Magnoliopsida; Brassicales; Brassicaceae
Source: the annotation of a GenBank genome assembly
UUUUUAAAUCUCUCAUCUCAAUAAACAAACACUAACAAUGGUGGUCGAAGAAGAUUCACGUCUCAUAAAUCUCCAACACAAGUACAACCCGACAAUGCCCGAGGUGGUGGAGGAGAUGAAGAGAAUUUGGGACAUAAGUUUCCCGGUGGCCGCCAUGAGCAUAUUAAACUAUCUAAAGAACAUGACCUCUGUCGUGUGUAUGGGCCGCCUCGGUAGCCUCGAGCUCGCAGGAGGAGCCUUAGCCGUCGGUUUUACCAACAUAACCGGUUACUCCGUCCUCUCCGGUUUAGCCACCGGUAUGGAAUCACUAUGUGGUCAAGCCAUCGGUUCCAAAAACCCUUCACUAGCUUCUUUAACCCUCAAGCGAACCAUAUUUCUCCUUCUCUUAGCUUCUCUUCCCAUCUCACUUCUCUGGCUAAACCUCACGCCUCUAAUGCUAAUGCUCCGCCAACAACAAGACAUCACACGUGUCGCAUCUCUCUAUUGCUCCUUCUCUUUGCCUGAUCUUCUUGCUAAUAGCUUCCUUCACCCUUUACGUAUUUACUUACGUUGUAAAGGCACCACUUGGCCUUUGAUGUGGUGCACGUUAGUAUCCGUCCUUCUUCAUCUACCCAUUACCGCUUUCUUCACGUUUUACAUCUCUCUUGGGGUCGCCGGAGUCGCCAUCUCCUCUUUUCUUACCAACUUUAUCUCCUUGUCGCUUCUCCUUUGCUACAUCUACUUGGAAAACAACAACAACGACAAAACCAGUUCUAAGUCUCUUUGUCUUGAUACACCGUUGAUGCUGUCUGGUUCCAGAGACUCCGGUGAAGAUGAAGUGUGGUCAACGCUGGUUAAGUUCGCCGUCCCUAGCUGUAUAGCGGUUUGCUUGGAGUGGUGGUGGUAUGAGUUCAUGACGGUCCUCGCCGGAUAUCUCCCUGAGCCGAAGGUGGCGCUAGCAGCUGCCGCCAUCGUGAUACAAACAACCUCAUUGAUGUAUACAAUCCCAACGGCCCUCUCGGCCGCGGUUUCCACGAGGGUAAGCAACGAGUUAGGAGCAGGACGGCCGGAGAAAGCACGUACAGCGGCGGCAGUAGCGGUCGGAGCCGCCGUGGCCGUGUCAGUGUUUGGACUUGUGGGGACUACCGUGGGAAGAGAAGCUUGGGGAAAGGUUUUCACGGCGGACGGAGUUGUCCUCGAGCUGACGGCGGCCGUUCUUCCGGUGAUAGGAGCUUGUGAGCUUGCCAACUGUCCUCAGACCAUUAGUUGUGGAAUCUUACGUGGCAGUGCGAGGCCAGGUAUAGGGGCCAAGAUUAAUUUCUACGCCUUCUAUGUAGUUGGAGCACCAGUGGCUGUUGUUUUAGCGUUUGUGUGGGGUUUAGGCUUCAUGGGCCUAUGCUAUGGUUUGCUUGGGGCACAGCUAGCUUGUGGAAUCUCCAUUUUGACCGUUGUCUAUAACACAGAUUGGAACAAAGAGUCCUUGAAGGCUCAUGACUUGGUGGGCAAAAACGUCAUUUCUCAUGUCGAUCAAAUUAUUGUCAAAUGCGAAGAAGGUCUACACUAACAGUUUUUUUUUUCUUUUCUUUUUGUUCUAUAUACCAUCUCCAUUUAUGUCUCAAUGAUUUCCUUUUGUUUUUAAAACGUAUACAAAUAUGUAAGUGUCUUCCUUGGACAAGGACACAAUGUAAAACUUUA